Clarias gariepinus (North African catfish) is the source of this 6443-nucleotide messenger RNA. RefSeq names its product fidgetin (gene fign). NCBI's taxonomy places the organism in Eukaryota, Metazoa, Chordata, Actinopteri, Siluriformes, Clariidae. The record is from RefSeq and is a predicted model, not a curated record. The transcript is spliced from 3 exons. Gene Ontology annotation, molecular function: ATP hydrolysis activity; ATP binding; microtubule severing ATPase activity. The coding region runs from base 710 to 2965 and encodes 751 amino acids.
UCUUCCCCUUCACUAACUUGGAAUGGUUUCAGCUCACCAACGUCCGCGCGUAGCCCAAGCCGCCGUCCCUCCGCGAGCCCAUCGGAUCGAUGUCGCUCUGAGCUCCGCUGUUCCCCUGUUACACCCGCAGGUAAGACUUCACGCUCCCGUUUCAGCCGCAGAGCGACCAUUUACAAAAACACUGGACUACGGAAGAGCGGCUUGCUGCUGCUGCGUUAUCGAGUAGCACGCCUCUCCGGAUAGGAGCUCUUCCAUGCAUCAUCACCACCAACACCACCAUCAUCCUAAAAAUAUGCAGGAGCAAACACAGGUGACUGCAUUUCGGUCUCAGAAUAGGCUUUUUAUUUAUUCAUUUGAUUGUUUUUGUCACAGUUGAGAAAUGCCAAAGUACACCCCGGUGGGUGAAGUUCUGCUCCUCUAAAGGAUAGUCGAGUUGCAUUAAUCAUCGCGGCGUUUCCCGGCUCUGAUGAGGGAGAAACUCUCCAAUAGCUUUUCUGUUGCUGCUUUUGCCUUCUCCUCCUUAAAUAUAUUCAUGUAGGUUAAAUGAGUACCUGAUGAAAUAAAGCCCGGCUCCCCACCCCCGGUUUAGACGCUGAGGGGAAAUCCGAUAGCGGACUCAGACAGGAAGAGUGAGAAGCCCCGGCUUUGGGAAUUGCUCCGGCUCUACUCCUUUCUCUCCCCCGCUUUCCCCUGCUCUCUCCCGGCAGAGAUGAUCAGUAGCACCGCUCUUGAUGGCUUAAAGAUGCAGUGGACCCCAGAGCAUGCACAGUGGGCAGAGCAGCACUUCGACAUCUCCUCCACAACCCGCUCCCCAGCGCAUAAAGCCGAGGCAUAUCGUGGGCACCUGCAGAGGACCUACCAGUAUGCCUGGGCCAACGAUGACAUCUCUGCCCUGACUGCCUCCAACCUCCUGAAGAAAUAUGCUGAGAAGUAUUCUGGGAUUUUGGAGGGUCCCAGUGAGAGGGCACUCCUGUGCUCAUAUUCAGAGAGUGCCCCAGGACUCCUGAACGGGCGCAAAUCUGAAAGCGAAGUAUGGCAAGAGGGCAUCUACCCUAUGAACUGCACUGCAGAUGUGAUAUCUUCAAGCAAGGCUGUAGUGCCAGCCGCUUUGCCACCAGCGGACAGUGCAGCCAACAUUGGCAGCUCAUCAGUGGUGGCAAGCAGCCUGAGUGAACCCAGCUACUCCAGUAGCAGUUGUGGGAGCCACACACCUGCUGCCCUGCACUCGGGGAUCCCUUCUCAGGAGUUUGCAAGUGGCUACAAUGGCACUUAUCUGCAUUCCACCUAUAGUGGGGGGCAAAGCACCCCAGCCCUGCCCUCCCCACAUCCCUCCCCUUUGCACAGCAGCGGGCUCCUUCAGCCUCCUCCACCCCCUCCUCCUCCUCCUCCAACACUGGUGCCUAGCUAUAAUGCAGGUUCACCUAACCUCUCCAGUUAUAACUACCCUCCUACAGGGUAUCCCCCCCAGGCUUCUGUUGCUCCAGGCUACAGCCCUGGAGGAGCACCUGCUCCUUCAGCCUACUUGCCCUCAGGCAUUGCAGCUCCCACUCCACUACCCCCCUCUACCAUUCCCGGCUAUUCCUACCAGUCCCAUAGCCAUGCACCUAUUGCACCAACUCCUUUGAAUGGCAGCUCAGCCAACUCACUGAAAAGAAAAGCUUUUUACAUGACAGGACAAGGAGACAUGGACUCCAGUUAUGGAAAUUUCAGUUACAACCAACAGCGCUCAACUCAAAGCCCUAUGUACAGAAUGCCAGAUAGUAACCUUGCUGACUCAAGCAGAGGGAACGGAUUUGACAGAAGUGCUGACACCUCGUCUUUGCCAUUUAAGCCUACAAAACAGCCAAUGUCCUCAGAUCAACAGCGUAAAUUCAGCAGUCAGUCUGGCAGAGCCAUCACCCCUCCAUCUUACGGAGCAUCCAAAGGUUCUAUGGGGUCAGUGCGAUCGGGUGAGUCUUUCGGGAAAUUCAGUUCACCUGUUAUAAACGAGCACAAUGAGGAGCACAGGCAGCACUUGCCACAUUCCAUCGGCACAGUUCCCUCAAGUGGCCACCUGGCUGAGGAGCAGCUGAAAAAUAGUGACUCCAGCCUGGUGGAGAUGGUCACAACGGAGGUCCUCCAGCAGAUGCCCCCUAUAGACUGGAGUGACAUUGUAGGACUAGAGCUGGUCAAAUCCACUAUUAAAGAGGAGGUUUUGUGGCCCAUCCUGAGGCCUGAUAUGUUCAGUGGCCUGGCACCAUUACCACGGAGCAUCCUUUUCUUUGGACCUCAAGGCACUGGGCGGACAUUGCUGGCACGUUGUGUGGCCAGCCAGCUUGGUGCUGCAUUCCUCCAGCUCAGUGGAUCAGCACUGGUUAGUAAAUGGCUUGGCGAGGGGGAGAAAGUGGUGCAGGCCUCAUUUCUUGUAGCUCGUUGCCGGCAACCUUCAGUAAUAUUUGUUAGUGAUGUAGAUCUCUUGUUGUCACCACAGCUAAGUGAGGAAAGCCCAGUAAAUCGUAUCAAGAGUGAACUUCUCCUACAAUUGGAUGGAGUGCUCAGCUCAACAGAGGACCAUGUCUUGGUCAUCUGCUCCACUAGCAAGCCUGAGGAAAUAGAUGAAGCUCUGCGUAGGUACUUUGUUAAGAGGUUGCUCAUCCCACUCCCAGACACUUCGGCACGACACCAGCUCAUCAGUCAGGUGCUCUCGCAGCACAACUACUGCCUCAGUGACAAAGAGGUGGCGCUGCUUGUUCAGCGGACAGAGGGAUUCUCGGGGUUGGACCUGGUUCGACUUUGCCAGGAGGCCAUUGUUGGACCCUUGCACAGCAUGCCUGGCACAGAACUGUCUGGAAUCAUACCAGGGCAGAUGAGGCCACUAUCUUACCAGGACUUUGAAAAUGUCUUUUGCAAAAUCCAACCCAGCAUAUCACAGAAAGAACUGGACACUUAUACUGAGUGGAACAAAAUGUUUGGCUGUAGUCAGUGAAAUGAGGGUUUAAAGGGCCAUAAAGGGUGACUUCUACUCCUGUAAGGAGAGGAUACAAUUCAGAAUUCUUUGGGUGAAACACACAGUAUUAAAGGGGGGUAUUACUAAUGACCUUAAAUAACAUCUGUGAUGAAACUCUGAAAGGCCUGAAUAAUGGAUAGCUUUGCUUAAGUCCAUAUAAAGCCCUUUGCACAAAGUCUAACAGAAAGUGCACAAUUUGGCCGAACACCGCUAAACUUAAGUGUCACUUGCUGAAGUGCACUGUCACUAAAUUACCACAAAGACAAACUACAUUGUCUGUAUAUAUCAUUCUGCUGUUUUUGAGAUUUUGUUGCUAUUAAGUGCCUAAAGUGGUGCUUUAUGAUUUUGUAUGUUUUUGGUUGUUUUGCCUCACAAUUUACAUUGGUGGCAUGUGCUAAUAUAAAAAGCUUUAACCUGAGACUAAAAAAAAAAAAAAAAAAACAGAAAACAACCAUAUUCCUCAACUGAGUCUGAUCUGUAGGCCCUUUAUGGGCAUAAGAAUUUCUUGUGGCAUUUGUAAUCUGGGCCCUAAUUUAUGGACUUCGUUUGCCUCUUAAUUUUCUUCAAAAACUCAGGAAUGUGAUUGUGAUUUGUAUAGUACCUCAAACAAUUGUGUCAAAGCACUACAUAUUGGCUUUGGAUCUUGAUUUGCAUUAAGUUGAAAGUCUCACCUCAAAUGAUUAAAACAUGACAAGGAUAUGACUAUGAAUGUAACCAGAUAAACUCUGGACUGUUUGGGAAAAAUGUGUUUAUCUUUUUUCCUUUUUAUUAUUUUUUUAAUCAAGUAUUGAAGUUAAAAUUAAAUAUAAAUUUCCUUGUGAGUAGCUUAAAUCAGAGGGAUGAACGAUGAAGAAUUCUGAAUUGUGGCAGUUUUAAAAAACAGCACCCGUCCUCAUGCAUAGCACAGUGCUCGCUCUAUAGUGCAUAUGUAUCAAAGGUUAAUUCGAAGCCUUAGCUAAAAAUGAGACGUUGCAGGGGACCACACUAUUUACAUUUUGUGAAAUAGAUGUUCAUGUAUGUAAUCAAUGAAGAGAAAAGACAGAAUCAUUGCAGGUGAACCAAAACUUUUACAAAGACCACCACAUAUUAUAUUUAGGGAAUAAAACACUUUGGUUAUUUGUAAUUAUUGUUUUAACCCUGUUCUGCUGCUGUGUUUCAUUCAUGUAACAAUCCUGAAGGAUCAUGUGUAACCUGUGUUCUUUUCUACCUCAGUUCAUCACUGUUUUCUUUUGGAACAAAAAUUAAAGAGGCUAGCUUGCCGUUCAAAAAUCUGUAGGCUCAGUCAACAAGAAGAAAGCCUGCUUAUAGAAAUAGCUGCUCAAAAGAAUCAAAAAAUAUGACUGACACUGUCUGUGCAAUUUUCUUCUCACAGUACAUAGAGCAACCUUCCUCUAUACACAUGCUCCAUGGGUUUUGUGUUGCAGUCAGAGGGCAUGGUUCUCCAGUCACUGCGCUCCCCUUUUGGUUUUCCUGUUUCUACAGUUGGCAGCUUUUUUCUUUACUAACACUCAACGCUAGUCACAUGAUUGGCCAGUACCACUGGGGGCACUGGAGACAAGCUUGCACCUGUGUUUACAGCACAUGAGGAAAAGUCAAAGAAGGCCUUGUGUUGAAUGUAUGUUUGUGUUUGUUUGUUUGUUUACUCCCUCCCACCCCCACCCUUUUAUCCCGUGAGCAUUUCAUGUUUGCCAUUUUGUGAAGCACUAGUAAGUGGAGUGGCGCAGCGCUGCCAAUGUACAGCACUGAAGAAGAAUCCUGCAGAUGCUCAGAGGAUGGCUGUCCUGUUUCCUUUACCCCCUCAGCGUUUAUCCUGGGCCCUUACUGCAUGCAUCCACUACAUAAUGCUAUUGAGGAUGUCGAGCAUUCUCAAAUGUUGGCAUAGUCCCUCUUUACUUUAAUACUGCAGUAUUUUUUCUUGUCAAUGGUGCUUAAUGGCUGGAUCUAAUAUUUUUUCCACUACAUGUACAUCCAUGUGCAAACAGUCAUCCAUUUUAUGAUAGACAUCUUCUUAGUGUAUUUAGCAGCUGUAAAAUGUCAUUUAUUUGACCAUUCUCAAUAACGCGAUUAAGAGGAAACUUAAGUCAAGCAUAUUUGGUGUCUGUUCAGUAGAAAACCGUUUGGUGAAGUCCGGUCAUUAUAGUAAAUGUAAACAUCUAGUUGAUCAAAUGCACUUUUAAUUUAAAGUUUAUCAUUUGAAUGCAUCUUAUUUGCACCAAAGCAAAUAACCAAUUUACUUCAACAGAUGAUUCCAAAAUGAAGGCAAUGCACAACCUUUUGUAAAAAUUAUUUAUGGCACAUAAUAGCAGUUUGCCCUGCUCUGGUUCAGUGACGUAGAUUUCCACAUUAUCUCUAACAUGUAACAUCCAGAAUAGUAAAGUAUUGUGCGUACUUAAGCCAAAUUGCACUGAUGCCCAGAGCCACUCUUUCAUGUUGUGAAUAAUUCUUUUGUACCAUUAAUUACCGUUCUGCUGUAUGAAUAAAUCACCAGCAUUCACUUCCGCAACAUCGCUCGGAAAACUGGACAGAUCCUUCAUGAUGUAGAGGUUUUUGUGGAAGCCCCUGAUUACUGCUGAUUACAAAAGGAUUUAGUUUAAGACUACAUUAGUGGUAAAUUCAAUAGAAAGGUUUAAAGCACAUUUUCCUAAGUAUUAUUAUUAUUAUUAUACAAACCAAUCUCAAAAUCAUGUUGAUUUUGCUGUCUCUGUAAGUGUUUUUUCUCCUGCAUUCUUCUGCACUCUUCUAGUUGUUGCUGUCAUAUCAAUUUUCUAUUUCAGACAUUGUUCUCUAAAACCAUUUCUACCUCAUUGCUACAUACACACAUGUAGUACCUAUGUUCUGUCUUUUUUGAAUGUCAUGCAUUUGUAUAAAAGGCAAAAAAAAAAUUAAAAAAAGGAUAAAAAUAUAAAAGUGGAAAAAAAGCUUGUCCUUGAACUUGAGCAGUCUACCUCAGAAAGACUGUCCCUACACUGAGCAGUUUAGUAGUUGGGAAAAUGAUGAGACUCACUAGAGUGUUGAGGUAAGAAUAUUGCACACAGUCGUAACUUUGAAACACUUUGAAAUCUACUUACAAGAAAGGAAAAAAACACAAUGGGUAAAGGAUAUUGUGGGCUGUAUAGGUCUUCUUCAAGGUCUCUAAAUGCAGAUUCAGCUUUUGGAUUAUACUAAAAUCGCUUUACUCCUUUGUGAAAUGUAGUGUGCAUGUGAAUGUGUGUAUGUCUGUGUGUGCGUGUAUGUAUGUGCACUUAUUAAGUGUGUAAAGAGUGCAUUUUAUAUAUGGAAAUUCUAUAUGAAAUGUAAUUACAUUUCAUAUCUUGUAUUUGUACAUGAGCUACACUCGCACAUAUGUGUACUUAAUGUACAUUGUUAAUAUAACAUUUUGAAAAACACCACAUAAUGUUUCUAUGUGUGUGUAUGUACAGUAUUGCCAUAACUGCAGUCAACGUAAAUGUAUUUUCAU